Molecule: messenger RNA, 1853 nt
Organism: Lucilia cuprina (Australian sheep blowfly)
Lineage: Eukaryota; Metazoa; Arthropoda; Insecta; Diptera; Calliphoridae
Product: CDK5RAP1-like protein
Exons: 1
Coding region: 79-1800 (573 amino acids)
Biological process (GO): negative regulation of cyclin-dependent protein serine/threonine kinase activity; tRNA modification
Cellular component (GO): mitochondrion; cytosol
Molecular function (GO): tRNA-2-methylthio-N(6)-dimethylallyladenosine(37) synthase activity; 4 iron, 4 sulfur cluster binding
Source: RefSeq, a predicted model, not a curated record
UUAGCCUUAAAUACCAAAACAUUUUAAUUUUGUUCAAUUAUUGUAUAAUUAGUGAAAAUUUCAAAAAAUUAAAUAAAAAUGAAACUGCAAACGCUUUAUGGUAUAUGCAGACAACAGAGAUAUUCAAUACGAUGCUUAAUCAAUUGUAGAAAUCACAGUACGUCAUCUAAACCCUUCAGCAGAGAAACAUUUUUAGAACGUGUGUCGGCGGGUCCCGGUCUACAAGAAUUUUUCAAUGUAAAACCUAAACUAAACCCUCCCGUACAAAAUUUAACCCAAGCGGAAGAAAAUCUAGUACCUUAUCUACCCUUAGAUAGCUACCAGGGUAAAGGGCGAAAGGUACAUUUCGAGAUCUAUGGCUGUCAAAUGAAUACCAACGAUACCGAGGUGGUGUGGUCCAUCAUGAAGGCUAAUGGCUAUACUAAAGCUGAAGAUAUAAAAGAUGCUGAUGUUGUGAUGAUAGUAACCUGUGCUGUAAGAGAAGGUGCGGAAACUAAAAUAUGGAAUCGUUUAAAUCAUUUAAAAGCUAUGAAAGAGAAAAGAUCAGCUAAAAAGGGACCUUUACAAAUUACCGUAUUAGGAUGUAUGGCGGAAAGAUUAAAGCAGAAAUUAUUGGAAAAAGAAAAAUGUGUUGAUGUGGUAGCUGGUCCAGAUAGUUAUAAAGAUCUUCCCAGAUUAUUGGCUAUUUCCCGCCAUUAUCAGCAAUCAGCAAUUAAUGUUAUUUUAAGUUUAGAUGAGACAUACGGAGAUGUUAUGCCAGUAAGAUUAAACACUGAUUCACCUACAGCUUUUGUUUCCAUUAUGAGAGGUUGUGAUAAUAUGUGUACUUAUUGUAUAGUACCUUUUACCAGAGGUAGAGAACGUUCUCGUGAUGUGGAAUCCAUAAGACAAGAAGUCUUACAUUUAAGAGAUAAUGGAGUCAAAGAAGUUACUUUAUUGGGUCAAAAUGUUAAUAGUUACAGAGAUAUAUCCAAAGAAACUGAGGCAAAUGUAUCAUUAGCUCCCGGUUUUAAGACUGUGUAUAAACCCAAAAAGGGAGGUCUCCCCUUCUCAGUUCUAUUACAAGAGGUUGCUGAAGCAGUACCCGAUGUACGCAUACGUUUUACCUCUCCCCAUCCCAAGGAUUUUUCUGAAGAAGUUUUGCGUGUUAUCAGAGAUUAUCCUAAUGUAUGUAAGAAUUUACAUCUGCCAGCACAAUCUGGCAACAAUAAGGUUUUAGAACGCAUGCGCCGCGGUUAUACCAGGGAGGCCUAUUUGCAGUUGGUAGAUACUAUAAGAGAAUAUUUACCGGAUGUAGGUUUAUCUAGUGAUUUUAUUUGCGGAUUUUGUGGUGAAACCGAAGAAGAAUUUCAAGAUACAGUAACACUUAUAGAACAAGUACGCUAUAAUGUUGCUUUCCUAUUUGCAUAUAGCAUGAGAGAAAAAACUACUGCCCAUCGUCGCUACAAAGAUGAUGUACCUCUUGAUGUAAAAACUGCCAGACUACAGAGAAUGGUUAAGGCUUUUCGCCAAGGCGCCACUGAAUUACAUAAAAUGUAUGAGGGACGUCAGGAAUUAAUAUUAAUCGAAGGAAAAAGUAAACGAUCUGAUGAUUGCGUAUUUGGAAGAAAUGAUGCCAAUAUUAAAGUAAUUGUACCUAUAAAGAGUUUGCCCUUGUCUUGCAAUGAAACUGAAUCACAGACUAAAGAAAUUUCUGUGGGGGAUUUUGUGGUAGCACAUAUUGAGGAAACAAAUUCUCAAGUUCUAAAAGGACAGCCGUUAUAUAUAACAAAUUUACAAGAUUUUUACGCUAAAGUUUAAAGUAAAACUAAAGUUGUUAUAAUAAAAAUAUAAAAAUAUUUUAUUCUUCCAUA